AUGAAAGCUUCAAACAUCGUUGCUGUGGCUGCAGCACUAAAAUUAAGUCUUGCCACAAAUGUGACCAUUAUUCGACCUAAUGAUCCAUUCCUUCCGGACAACAAGCUUCCACCAUCGCAUGCCACUUCGGAUGGCGCAUCGAUCGUCCAGCUUUUCGCAAACCUCGGCCGAUCCACAACUUGGAAACUCAUCUCGAAGACCCAUUUUGAAGGGGACACAGGCGAACCAGAAGGCAUGGUCCGUGUUGGUGACGACCGAUUCUUCGUCUCAGCCGGUCAAUAUACUGUCGCGACCCAGAAAUAUGCUCAUCCGAUCAACGGCACGGACCGAAGCCCAGGCGCAGGCUUCGCACAUAUGCUUAUAUACGAUAGUCAGGGUAGGCUCAUUGCCAAUGCUACUCUGACACCUCCAGGGGAUAUUGAGUACCACACAGGUGGUAUCGAUUACGACGGCCGCUACAUUUGGGACGCAAUAGCUCAGUAUCGGCCAAAUACCACAGCAACGAUUGUUCGCAUCGACCCUCUUACUUUGCAAAAAGAGGCCCUGUUUCGUACCCAUGACCAUAAUGGUGGGAUCGUGCACGAUACAAUUACUGAUGACAUUGUCACGCUGAAUUGGGGUGGUCGCAAUGCCACAACCUGGUCGAUGAAGGACUAUCCCGAAGGAUUUGCCCCUCUUCCCGCCUUCACUGAGGCAAAGUCGUCCGUGUCAGACCCAUCAUUCUUUGUUGAUUAUCAGGAUUGCAAGUUUCUUGGUCAUCAUGCAUUACCUAGUGCUAUGUCAGCCCGGUUUGGAGGUUGGAAUCCCACAAGGCCAAUUAUGUUUUGUGGUGGUGUUGCUACGAUCGAAUCAUCCUCGUCCUCGUUCAACCUGGGAGGUAUUGCUCUGAUCGAUCUGCAGACCAUGUUGCCGCUCUGGGAGGUACCUAUUUCCUUGACAAGUGAUCUCGGCACAUCCAUGACAGAGAACCCCAUCGAUAUCGCAGUUGUGGAUGGCAAAUUGAGGAUCUAUUGUCUUCCUGAUCAGCACAAUUCAACCUUGUAUGUUUAUGAGGCGGUAUGA
This is a messenger RNA of Penicillium pulvis, 1062 nucleotides long. RefSeq lists its product as uncharacterized. Lineage: Eukaryota; Fungi; Ascomycota; Eurotiomycetes; Eurotiales; Aspergillaceae. The coding region runs from base 1 to 1062 and encodes 353 amino acids. The transcript has a single exon. The record is from RefSeq and is a predicted model, not a curated record.